This is a messenger RNA of Aegilops tauschii subsp. strangulata, 767 nucleotides long. RefSeq lists its product as uncharacterized. The record is from RefSeq and is a predicted model, not a curated record. NCBI's taxonomy places the organism in Eukaryota, Viridiplantae, Streptophyta, Magnoliopsida, Poales, Poaceae.
GAUCGAAAACCAUCACAUGCCGAGCCGAUCCAUCAUUCCCUCGGCACGGCCUGUGACUCCAUUCAGAUCGAUCCCAAUCCACAGAAACAUCAAUGGCGUCCGUGAAGCUCGCCGCCGCGCUCGCUCUUGUAGCCGUGUGCGCCGCGCUCGCGGCGACGCCGGCCACGGCGUUCCCGCCCGAGAGCUGCGCGACGCAGGGCAGCUACUUCAUCAACUGCCUUCGCCGCGGGUUCGGCGAGAGGUGCUGCGCCAUGGUGGAGAACCCCAGGUGCUUCUGCCAGGUGGAGCGGGAGGCCGAGAUCCGCUGCGUGCCCGGGCGGAGCUGCCCCAGCCGUGGCAUUGCCAAGGUCGUGAAGGUCGCCGAGAUGCACCUCUCCUGCAUGAGGAACCUCAAGUGCAAGCGUGCCUAAGCUUAGCUGCCUCAUUUUUGUAUGUUUUCUCUGCUUCCUCGCGAUGUGCUGGCCGUAACUAUGUGUGGUUUGUUUCGUUUGGGUCGGCGGUAGCUGUGGUACUCUUUGAAUGUUCUUCAUCCGCUCCAUCUUUGGACAAAGGUGGCAUGGUUCUAUCAUGUGAGUUGUUUUAGGUGAUGAAUCUGUGCUAGAUUGUUGUGGGUCAGUUUGUCGUUCGCAGUGUCUUCUUCAAAAUAUGCCUGUUUUUUUAUGAAGUUGUGGGUGCAGUUAACUGAUCUGUAGUUCUGUACUAUGAGUAUCCGAUCUGUGAUUUAAAUCACGCAUGUAGCUGAUAUGUACUAUGAGUGUCAUUCUGUA